Molecule: messenger RNA, 961 nt
Organism: Scaptodrosophila lebanonensis
Lineage: Eukaryota; Metazoa; Arthropoda; Insecta; Diptera; Drosophilidae
Gene: RpS6
Product: 40S ribosomal protein S6
Exons: 3
Coding region: 94-840 (248 amino acids)
Biological process (GO): translation
Cellular component (GO): ribosome
Molecular function (GO): structural constituent of ribosome
Source: RefSeq, a predicted model, not a curated record
CCGAUAGAUUUUGACAGCUGGUGUUUGGUUCUUUUCCUCCGCGUCUUUCUUUUGUAACGCGCACGUCGCAAACACAACACCGAGACCGACAGAAUGAAGCUUAACGUUUCCUAUCCCGCUACGGGAUGCCAAAAACUGCUCGAAGUCGUCGAUGAGCACAAACUCCGUGUGUUCUACGAGAAGCGUAUGGGCCAAGUUGUGGACGCUGACAUUCUCGGUGAUGAAUGGAAGGGCUACCAACUUCGCAUUGCCGGUGGCAAUGACAAGCAGGGCUUCCCAAUGAAGCAGGGUGUGUUGACCCAUGGUCGCGUCCGCCUGCUCUUGAAGAAGGGCCACUCUUGCUAUCGUCCACGCCGCACUGGUGAGCGCAAACGCAAAUCUGUGCGCGGCUGCAUUGUGGAUGCCAACAUGUCCGUGUUGGCUCUAGUGGUCGUCAAGAAGGGUGAGCAAGAUAUUGGUGGCCUGACCGACACCACAAUCCCACGUCGCCUGGGCCCCAAGAGAGCUAGCAAGAUCCGCAAGCUGUACAAUUUGAGCAAGGAGGAUGAUGUAUGUCGUUUUGUUGUGCGCCGCCCAUUGCCCGCUAAGGAUAACAAGAAGGCUACAUCGAAGGCUCCCAAGAUCCAGCGUCUGAUCACCCCAGUUGUCCUGCAAAGGAAACACAGACGCAUUGCAUUGAAGAAGAAGCGUCAGCAAGCAUCCAAGGAGGCUGCCGCCGAUUAUGCCAAGCUCUUGGUCCAGAGAAAGAAGGAAUCUAAGGCCAAGCGCGAGGAGGCGAAACGUCGCCGUUCUGCUUCGAUCAGAGAAUCGAAGAGCUCUGUCUCCAGCGACAAAAAGUAAAAGUAGAACUUUUAUAUUAAUAACAUCAGCAUCUACCCAACAUUCGUGAAAAACCAACGAACGUUAAUGUUCUUAAAAGUGUGUAACCGUUUCUGGUAAUAAAAGUGAAAAAAAUUGUAAA